Molecule: messenger RNA, 138 nt
Organism: Penicillium arizonense
Lineage: Eukaryota; Fungi; Ascomycota; Eurotiomycetes; Eurotiales; Aspergillaceae
Exons: 2
Coding region: 1-138 (45 amino acids)
Source: RefSeq, a predicted model, not a curated record
AUGCCGCAGCCCUACUAUUCAACGCCUCAGCCUGCGGCUACGCCCAAUCCGUUUGUCGAGUUCUCGUUACGACGGCUUUCGAAUGAAGUGGACCCUGACGCCUCCGUUUGCCGGACAGAACUCAAAACUGCUGCCUGA